Molecule: messenger RNA, 867 nt
Organism: Brassica napus (rape)
Lineage: Eukaryota; Viridiplantae; Streptophyta; Magnoliopsida; Brassicales; Brassicaceae
Exons: 1
Coding region: 1-867 (288 amino acids)
Source: RefSeq, a predicted model, not a curated record
AUGGUAUCCAAAAGCUUCCCAGCUGCUGAACGCAGCGUCAUGAUGGUUUCUGAGGAAGUAAGGACAAUAAUCCAAGGCAAAAUCCCGGUCAAGAGACCUAAUCCGGGCAGUUUUGUUCUAGAUUGCAGUAUACGAAAUAAAAGUUUUCCUCGAUCCCUCUGUGAUUUAGGUUCCAGCGUAAACCUCAUGCCACACUCUGUCGCGAUAUCCCUGGGAUACGACGAGUUCAAACCUAUCAAAAUAACUUUGGUUCUUGCCGAUAGAUCCGUUAGAGUACCAGAGGGAGUACUUGACGACGUGCCAAUAAUGAUUAACGACUGUCACGUACCUACGGAUUUUGUUGUCCUAAAAUAUCAGAAUGAACCGAAAGACCCCCUCAUUUUGGGUAGACCAUUUCUAGCUACAGCUAGUGCGGUCAUCGAUGUCAAGGAAGGUAGGAUAUGUCUAAAUAUUGGAAACAUUCCGAUGACCUUCGACAUGGAAAAGCUGAUAAGACGACCCUUAAUCGAUAAACAAACUUCCUACGUGGACAAUAUCUCUGAGUUGGCUGAAGAAUCUUUCAUAGACCUGUGCUCAGACGAUCCCCUGGAAAAAGUACUCACGUCCAGUGAGGAAGAAACAAUUAGUGUCGACAGCAGAGCUGAAGAAUACACACGAUUGAUGGGCGCAAGUAUGGAACUAGCGAAUGUUGAUGACAUAGAGGAUGACACUUCAGAAAUAAACGUCGAUCGAUAUUUGGAAAAAGCUGUCGAUCGACAACCAUCUCCCUCAGAAGAUUGGGAUCCCGAAAAUGCACCAAAGAUUGAGUUAAAGCAACUACCAGCUGGACUCAAAUAUGUUUUUCUCUAUAAAAAUUCUUAUAUGUAA